UGGACGAUAAGAAUUUGAUAGACUUUUCAGAUACUUGUCGCAGAAGAAGUAUUUUACAAUGGAAACAUACAUGGUUCUUUUUAAUACAUAUUUGACUUUACUUUGUGUGUACUUUUCUCAGGAACAAUGUAUAUUCACAGACAAGUGUGUUUCCGUUAUUGAUAAAGGGAGAUACUACAGAGGAAAAGUUUCACAGACAAACAAAGCAGAAACAUGUCUUGACUGGAACAGCCAUGAUUAUGACGUCACUCCAAAACAAUACCCGGAUGAAGGUUUAGAGAAAAAUUACUGUAGAAAUCCCCUAGGUAGCGGCACCAAACCGUGGUGUUAUACAAAACGGAACCACACAUCUGACGACUACUGGGGGUAUUGCAACAUUCCAACUUGUGAUCCAUGCUACUUCAGAGGAAUACAGUUUAAGCAAGAGGACGCCUUUCAUGAUGGUUGUUCCCAAUGUAUCUGUUUAGCGGACGGGUUUCACUGUUAUCGUUGUCGAGAUGACCCUCCUCCGGCCAACGGGACAGACCUUGCUUGUUACAUCAAAGAAAAUCCAAAAGCUAAAUACCCAGCCUGCUGUAAAAGAACGGUCUGUCAUGGCAGGGAUGCAGACUUUAACUUUGAAGAAUUCACAAAGUUCCUCAAGGAAAAACUACACAUUUAA
Molecule: messenger RNA, 661 nt
Organism: Saccostrea echinata
Lineage: Eukaryota; Metazoa; Mollusca; Bivalvia; Ostreida; Ostreidae
Product: plasminogen-like
Exons: 4
Coding region: 59-661 (200 amino acids)
Source: RefSeq, a predicted model, not a curated record